Musca domestica (house fly) is the source of this 6231-nucleotide messenger RNA. Its product is annotated as histone-lysine N-methyltransferase Suv4-20. Gene Ontology annotation, molecular function: histone H4K20 methyltransferase activity; protein binding. Lineage: Eukaryota; Metazoa; Arthropoda; Insecta; Diptera; Muscidae. Gene Ontology annotation, cellular component: nucleus. The record is from RefSeq and is a predicted model, not a curated record. The coding region runs from base 873 to 5396 and encodes 1507 amino acids. The transcript has 3 exons.
GACCUCUUGCUCAUAGUUCUUGCAAAAAGCUGAAAUGUGUGUGUAGCCAAUCGACUGAAGAAAAUCUAACUAAAUUGUCAUUGAUUAGUGAAUUUAACCGUGCAAAGUUUUAAUUUAACCGGAUUUUUAAUAAUAAAGCCAUACAAUGGAUGUCUAGAAAAUUAUCGGAACUAAUAUUUAGCGAGAAAACGCAUGAGCAAGGAAGAAAAUCGCCGAGAAAAUAUAGUAACGCAACUUCUUGCACGCCACAGUCUGACGACACAAGAAGAAGAAGAAGUAGGCAGCCAGACAGAAGUAUACCCGGACAGACAAAGCGACCGACAUAGUACGGCAGCGACGUCGACGCCAUUGGAUAAGGCGUUGAGACGGGCAUCAAUUGGUCAUAACCCCAUCGACAGUCGCAAAACUGCGACGCCGUUGUCAGUUUUGGAAGAGAAUUCGCUCGGAAAAGCAGAACGGCAGAAUAUUUUUUGUUUCUGAUUCUGGCAGAAGGCUUUUUUUCAUCUAAGCCAAAGACUUAUUUGGUUUGACUUGUUUUCUUUGUGUUUGUUGAGACGGGCGACAGAAACGAAACAACACAGCUAGGGAGCCAGAUAACACGGAAAACUGCAAUAUCUUCACAAAAUGAAGCCAAAAUAAAACACCAUAGCUUAUUUGUUACAAUGGAGACUGCAAACAGAAUCGGAACUAUGGAAAAUUGAAGAAAUGUAUACAUAAAUGCAGAAAAGGUCUGAGAAAAAACCUAUCAAGCGAACAAGAGCAACAGCAAAAACAACAAUAGCAAUCAAGAGAGCAAGUUUGAUUGUUAACAACUAGCAGAACGUAACGCUUAAAGCUGUUGGGAUAUAUUUGAUAAAAGACUGUAGUACAGAAUGGUUGUUGGUUCACAUCACAGCCGUCGUAGUGAAACUGCAACAAAAUACGCCAACUCAACUGCGGCUGCUACUGCCACUGCCGGCAUUAAUUUAACCACAUUGAGCAGUGCCAUUGUUGCAACCAACAACAAAACACAUUCAAUGUCUGCAAAUGGUCAUUACAGUUCCACCAGCAACAAUCAUGGCCAUACAAAUCAUCAUAGCAAUGGCAACAAUGGUUAUCACUUGCCGCUUAGUGGUAUUAAUGGGUCCACACAUAGUAUUGUAUCUCGACUCUCACAAUCCACCGGCAUGACUCCCAAGGAGUUAUCCGAAAAUGAUGAUUUAGCUACAUCGUUAAUAUUGGAUCCGCAUUUGGGGUUUCAGACGCACAAAAUGAAUAUACGUUAUCGUCCCUUGAAGGUUGAUACAGCCCAACUGAAAUCAAUUGUCGAUGAAUUUAUACAAACACAAAAUUACGAAGUGGCUGUAAAGAAGAUUUUCAGUGGUCCAUGGUUACCGCGUAGUUUUCGUAAUAAAAAUAAAAUGGCGAUUAAAAAAUUGCAUGAUCAUAUAAUUCGCUAUUUACGAGUGUUUGAUAAAGAUAGUGGUUUUGUUAUAGAAGCCUGUUAUCGUUACUCCCUGGAAGGACAAAAGGGGGCAAAAAUAUGUGCCACAAAACGUUGGCAAAAAAAUGAUAAGAUCGAAUGCCUUGUCGGUUGUAUAGCUGAGCUAACGGAAGCCGAAGAGGCUGCCCUCUUGCAUACCGGAAAAAAUGACUUCUCCGUAAUGUACAGUUGUCGUAAGAACUGUGCCCAAUUAUGGCUGGGACCUGCAGCCUAUAUUAAUCACGAUUGCCGUGCCAAUUGCAAGUUUGUGGCAACUGGCCGUGACACGGCUUGUGUAAAAGUGUUGCGUGACAUUGAAGUUGGCGAGGAGAUCACUUGUUUCUACGGCGAAGACUUUUUCGGCGAUGCAAAUUGUUAUUGUGAGUGUGAAACCUGCGAACGUAGAGGAACAGGCGCAUUUGCGGGCAAAAAUGGCAAUAGCCAAUUGGGUGUUGAUUCUGCGCUGGCGCUGGGUUUAAAUGGAGCUUGCGUUGUGGGUGAUGCUAACGCCAGCGGGGGAUAUCGUUUGCGGGAAACCGAUAAUCGUAUAAAUCGAAUAAAAAGUAGAGCCAACUCAACCAACUCUACAAAUACCGAACUCACAAAUGGAGCAUUAAGUGAUAGCAAUGCUUCGGGGAAUAUUGUUGGUAACUGCAACAAUAGCUUGGGUAAACAUGUGGAUGUAAGCUCUGACACGGCCUUGAACAAAAAUAACAAUGUGGUUGUAACACCCUUAACAAUGGUGGAAUUGCGACAAAAAGGCAUGACCAAAUAUGAUGCUGAGAUGAUAAUGGCCGCCAAUGGCAUGAAACAUCGUCAUAUACCUUCGGCCCAUAAUGUGAAUAAUAUGCAAAAUCAUCAGCAAACCAACCAAUCGGAGAAUACAGAAAAUGUAACGGCGACACAGCAAAGUAAACCUGCAGAAGCAAAUCUACCACGUGUUGGUGGAUAUAGGGAGACAUUAAGAAAAUCUGCACGAGUGAAUAGUACAAGCAGUACAAUAUCAUCUGGGUCAACGGAGGAUUUUGCAAGUUUGGGAAAUACCACUGCUGCACGGGGGACAUCAUCAAAACCAGGAACAGCCGAUGAACCCAAAAGUAGCGCUGCUACAACCACCAGAAGAAAUCUUAGAAGAACGGCGGCAACAGUUGCGGUAGCAAAUAUAGCCAAUACGAAUGUGGCAAAAACGACACAACAACCAUCUGCGCGAGGUCAGGUGUCGGUCAGUAAUGCUCAAACCACAACAAAAACGACACGGCAAACACGUUCAACUGCCGCUGCAGCUGUGGGCAAUUCAUCUAAUUCAUCGGAAAACUUGGCAGUGGAAGAUACAGUCAUACUAAUCUCAGAAUCUGAAGCUGAACAGACAGAUGAUAUGGAAACCCCAAUAGCACGAUGUUCUUCCGCCAUAGUUCAGAAGGGAAUGGUAGUAGAUACAUUAAAAAAGGUAUCAUCAAAACAUGAAGAAAAUCAUUUGGAGCCUGGUUUGCAUUCCGACGAAAACACAUUGGGAAAAAAGCAGCCGCUACCACAAAGGCGUUUGACGCGUAAUGGUGCCGUUUUACAUAACACAACGACAUCCCGAGUCUUAAGGCACCAUCAUCAUCAUCACCAACAUCAGGAAACAGCUACCGCCACCACCAUGGAAAGCGAGUCCACCAAUAUCACUUCAUCAGCAACAGCGGAAGAAACCCAUUCAAAUCUUUCAAAAGCCCACACGAACAGUAAUGUGGCCAACAAUAAUCAUAAAAUGUAUAACCAUAAUAACCAUGUACAUCAUCAUCAUCAUCACCACUCACAUCAUAAACAGAAACAGUACCAUCAUCAGCAUCAGCAUCAUUUGGAUAAUAAUAAUGUCAAAAGUAGCGAAACUGCAACAAAUUUCGAACAAACUAUUCCAAAGGGUGAGACUAGGAACAUUAGCAACAGUAGCAGUAGUAGUAAUGGUAGUAAUUGUAGAACUCAAACGAUCAACGACAUUGUCGAUGACGACGAUCAUAGUGUUGUUGUGGUGGAGAACCAUACAAAGGAGCAGGUCGAUGUAAUUAUGAUUGAGGACAAAAACAGAGAAGAAAUUAAACAACAAAUCAGCACUGGGGAAAAUUGUGUGGACAAUAAACUUCGGGCAAAUAAUGCGCAAAAUAGUAGUCCAAGUUUUAAAAAGAAUUUGAUAGAUUCAUUUGAAGAAGUUGCCAAAGGCAAUGAUUACACAUUUGUUGGUAAUAGUAGUAGUUUUUGUAGUAAUAACAGUAGUACUGAAAAUAGUCUUAGACAUUCUCAAAAAGUCCAUGCGGCGGCCGUUGUUGCUGAACAAAACGAAACUGAACAGGAGGUGCCGCUGUGUCAACGUUUAAGGCGUCACGUGGUGACACGCCGUACCAGUUCGUCUAAUCAAGAGACUGUGAUAACAGAUACUCACCACCAUCAUGUAGGUGGUGGUGGCACACGUAAACGCAAGCAUUCUGAAAGUAUCUGUGAGUUACCAAACAUCGUCGAUGUAAACUUUACUGCUACAAGUUCAACUCCACUGCCAUUGGCAAAUGUUAGUGCAAUAGGUGGUGGUGGUGGGGAAAUGAAUGCUGGCUCGACGGUGGAACCUUUACUAAAGACACCCGAAAGACGGUUGAAAUUAACUUUACGCAUGAAACGGUCGCCCAUUCUCGAUGAGGUAAUUGAAUCUGGCACCAGUUUAAGUGAUGAAAGUAGCAGUGUUACCGGUGGCUCAUCAACAUGUAGCCGAUCCUCUUCCGAGCCGGUAGAAUAUGAAAUUUUGCGUAUGGAAGGCAUAACAGAAAAUGGCCUAGAUUUUGAUGAGAAAGAUGUUAGGGGAACUGGUGGCACUACACAUAAUAAACGAAAGAAACGACAUAAAUCCAAAGAUCAUCAUCAUCGGCGACAUCAUCACAGGCGUAAUCUCUCGUCGAUCGAAGAGCUGGAACAGCAUAUGGAGCGAAUAGUAGAAUCCAAAGAAACCACUCCCCCACCAUCAGCAGCAGUGCCAGUUGGUGGACUUACAUCGAAUACAAACAAUCAAAUGACACCUCAAAAGAAACGUCUACGUUUGAUAUUUGGCAAUGAGACCCAUACUAUAGACAUUCCACCAACUUCAACAGCAAAUGCCAAUAGCUUUUUGGAUGAUUCGUUGAAUGAAUCUUCAUCUGUCAACACUUCUACCAAUAAUAGCACAAUGCACAGCUCCUCGGGGGAGUCUUCAAUUGUGAAUUUGUCGUUGACGUCUUCCACGGAAGCUGCUGCAUCUUCUGUUGCUUCACCACCUGCCUCGCUAUCAAUUUCAAAUUCCUCCUUUGCCUCAAACUGCAGUGCAGUUGCCGCAGUUGGUACAUAUGGCAGCAGUAGUACCACUGCUGCUGCUGCUGGGGGUAUUUUUUCUUUGGAUGAACCUGCCAAAGAACCUUUAAAUCUUUCCCUGGGAGCUUCUCCCAAACACAAAUUGUCAUCAACAACUUUGCAUGGUAGUCAAACGUCGGCUCUAACAUUUCCCAGCAAUUUGGAUAGUAUUUCGAAUGCUCCUAGUAUCAUGCCACACUCCCUAGUUCCUCCGCUAUCCUCCACCACACAAUCAUCAUCAUCAUCCACAAGUUCGUCAUCGACAGCGUCGUCGUCUAUUUUUUUCUCACAAGCCAUACCCAAACAUACAUUUGGCUCCUGUGCGCUCAUUGCGCCCUCAUUUGCCCGUAAUCUGGUUAACAACAAUGUAACCAUUACAGCUGCCAAUAUGUCUCCGUUACGUUUGUUAAGUAAUAACCAAACAACAGCAACAACAACAAAUAGUAAUAGUAGUAAUUGUAGUAACCAUAACAUCCAUACUGCCUCAUCUUUACCUUUAAGCCUUACAGCUACGGUUACCACCACAAAUACAAAUGCAAAUGCGUCAACAACUAAGAAAAGUACUGAUCUCUUAACUCCUCAUUGACCUUUAAUAAAACAAAGCGAAAAACUAUUUGCAUAGUAUUAAAAAAAUAUGUAAAUAUUAAAGAAAGUAAAUAUUAAAAAAAAUAUUUAAUUAUAAAUAAUUAUGAAAAAAACUAAGAAAAAACGAGAGAGAAAAAAAAAACACCUCCGCCCUUUCCAAAAAAAGUAAAAUUUUGGAAACAAAAAAAAAAAUCAUCUAACAUCAUAGAAUCGCAAACCCUUUGGGAUUUUAAGAGUAAUGUGUGAAUGUUAUUAUUCUAAGAGAAUAUGUUUUCUUUUUUUUUCUAAAAUCAAACAACAUAGCUAGCAUGUAAUGUUCUCAAUAAGUUCAAAGUUAUUUGUUGUUAUAAAGAAGAAAAAACAAACAACCAAGAUUUUAAAGGUUAAGGCAUUUUAGCAAAUUCCCUCAUAUUUGUCCUCCUCAAAACCCCAUCCCUCAGUUUUUUUUUUUUUUGAUAAAUUUUUAUUUUUUUUUUUUUUUAGAAAAAUAUGUUACUGCCAAAGUGUUCGAUUGCAAACAUUUUGUUUUGUUGCCAUCGUUCGACUUUUCGAAAAUAAUUUAUUGGUUUUAAUUUCUUUUUUUUUUUAUUUUUUAAUUUGGUUUUUAUCUAUAUUUUAUUUUUUAUUACAAUCCUUAUCAUUUACUUAAUUGUGAUCCAUAUUGCUUAGUUUUAUAGUUUAGAUUUAAUACAACAAUAGGCUGUAAGUUAUUCAUAUUUUGUCCAUCAAAAUGGUUUAAUUUUUUUUUACUUAUAUCAAUUAAGUAAAAUUUUUAGUAAAAUACACACACCCAAUCAUUUAUAUUUAAAAGAAAAAUGGUUUACGUUCUUAUUUUA